Molecule: messenger RNA, 3766 nt
Organism: Gaeumannomyces tritici R3-111a-1
Lineage: Eukaryota; Fungi; Ascomycota; Sordariomycetes; Magnaporthales; Magnaporthaceae
Product: endopolyphosphatase
Exons: 3
Coding region: 1086-3227 (713 amino acids)
Biological process (GO): polyphosphate catabolic process
Cellular component (GO): membrane; fungal-type vacuole
Molecular function (GO): exopolyphosphatase activity; endopolyphosphatase activity
Source: RefSeq, a predicted model, not a curated record
AAGCGUCUGAGGAAGAGAGCCGCAAGCUGACGAUAGUUCAAUGGGUAGAUGGAACAAACAGCCAGCUCCGUCUGUCGUGAUCACCUCGUCUGUUUAUGCACAAACGAACUUGUUUGGUUAGUCUGAUGUAGACGAACUAACCCGUCCAGGCGGAAGUCGCGCACACACCGCUGCACGCAUCUCGGCUCGUCCCUCCAGGAGGACCCUUGGCGGGUCAGGGUCAGCCAGUCAGCCAGUCAGCCAGAGCCAGCCAAAGAGGUUCUCAGCCGGACGUGUUCAUGUGCCAUCGUUCCGGGCUGCUCUCAUCUCAGCUUGCACGUGGCGCUUUUGACACCACGUAUUGGCACCCUCUGUCACCGGAUGGGAUGAGCGAGUGCGCAAACCCCAAAGUCUGAGACACCUCCUCCGACAACUCACAUCAGCGACACACGGGAGCGCCCUCAAUGGAGACCUAGGGUCAGCACUUGUUGUGCUCAGGCUGGGGAGCAGCGGGAGAGGAGGGGAGAAGCACAGGGCUUCAAUGGCGGGUGGUUGUCCCGCAUGCUGCCACGGCGGGCGCUAACGCCAAAACCGCACCCGACCUCCCGUUCCAGGGACGCAGCAUAAUCAUGGCUGGCUGAUGACGAGAAUGAUGGGCGCCUGCUUGCGCGUCGGCUGGCUUUCUCCGAAAGGGGAUCUUCUGUCCUUUUUUUCGAGAGGACAGCUGGGAUUGCUUCUCUUCCACUUUCCGCAAUUAUACCUAUCCGCCCUCGGCGAUCAAGGGUCGUUCCCUGUGAGAAAGUCUUUUAGGAUCUCUGUGUCUCACGGAACCCCGCCCAUGGCUUCAGUGUGUGUUGUGGCACUUGGCUUCUGAUCGAUCGACCACGGCCCCUGCAAAACUCGGACUUACAUCAUCGCCCGUCCGCCCUGCCUUGCUCACCCACUGUGCCCCCAGCUUGGUCGACCGCGCUCCUAGAUCCUAGAGAAUGUUCUUCAUCUAACGAUAGACUUCGUCUGUGUCUCGUCCUAAUUUUUGCCUGCCACUCGUACCCUUGUUUCUUUUCCCUGCGCAUUCCCCGCGCUGCUGCGUGUUCUCGCCCGCAGAGAUGCGACGACGCGUGAUCCUCCUUUCCGCCGCGUCGCUCUGCGCUAGCGCCGCCCUGUUCCACAACGAGGACGGACCGCAGCAUGUCCUCGAGGGCUCCCCACAACCAGACGCUGUGUCGGCGGCAACGGGCAGGAAACGUCAGGUCCAGGGCAGAUUCCUACAUAUCACUGACUUCCACCCAGACGCCCUCUACAAGACGCACUCUUCGACCGACCAGGACGACGCCUGCCACAGUGGCCAUGGGCCUGCCGGCUACUAUGGCGCCGAAACGUCCGACUGUGAUGCCCCCUUCUCCCUGGUGAACGCCACCUUCGACUGGAUCGAGGCGAACCUCAAGGAUAAGAUCGACUUCGUCAUUUGGACCGGCGACACGGCCCGCCACGACAGCGACGAGGAUGCCCCGCGCAGCGCCAAGCAGGUGUUGGGCACCAACAAGUUUGUCGCCCAGAAGUUCCGCGAUCUCUUCUUUGACGAAAAGGCCGAGGCCCUCUCGGUGUCUGUCAUCCCGACCCUGGGCAACAAUGACAUCUUGCCGCACAACAUAAUGCUUCCCGGGCCCAACCGCUGGCUCACCAGCUACGCGAGCAUCUGGCGCCACUUCAUCCCUGAGGAGCAGCGCCACUCGUUCCAGAUCGGCGGCUGGUUCUACGUUGAGGUCGUGCCCAACAAGCUGGCCGUCGUCAGCCUCAACACCCUCUACUUUUUUGACCGCAAUGCCGCCAUCGACAACUGCGUCGACACCUCGGAGCCCGGCUUCAAGCAGCUCGAGUGGCUGCGUGUCCAGCUGAGCCUCUUGCGCAACCGCGGCAUGAAGGCCAUCAUCAUGGGCCACGUGCCUCCCGCGCGCACCAACAGCAAGAUGCUCUGGGACGAAUCCUGCUGGCAGAAAUACACGCUGUGGCUGCAGCAAUACCGUGACGUUGUCACCGCGUCCCUCUACGGUCACAUGAACAUCGACCAUUUCAUGUUCCAGGACACAAACGACGUCAACAUCCAGAGCGUGGCGUCCGGUGUCUACGACCAGGGCGUCCGCGUCUCUAUGGAUGAUGAGCUCACGGCACAGGGUGCCAACGACUAUCUGCUGGAGCUUCGCCGCAGAUGGUCCAAGCUUCCAAAACCCAAGACGGCUGUCAAUCCUGAUCCUUCCGAACUGUCCAAGGGCAAGAAGGGAGACAAAGGCAGUCUAGGUGGGCGUUGGGCCGAGAGGUACCAGUUAUCUCUCGUUGGUCCCAGCAUAGUGCCCAACUUCUUCCCGACGCUGCGUGUCAUCGAGUACAACAUCAGCGGGUUGGAGGGCUCUGAGGUCUCCACGGGACCCGUUGUGCGAGAAAGUGACGCUCUGGGUCUGCCGGAUGUCGACGAAUGGGAGUCGGACUUGCGCGCGGCGGCCCUCGUCGAGGUUGAGAAAAACAAGAAGAAAAAGAAGAAGAAGGGCAAGAAAGGCGGCAAGGGGGGCAAGACCCAUGAUCCCAACUUGGUCGUGCCUGAUCCGCCAUCGAAAUCGGCGCCCCCGGGCCCGGCAUACUCGCCACAGCCCCUGACGCUCGUGGGGUACACGCAAUACUUCGCCAACCUGACCCAUAUUAAUAACGACGUGGCAGUCGAAGAUGUCGAGCCCAGCGGCCGUUGGCGUGACGGAAAGCAUAGCGGCAAGAAGCCGGACACGUCGAAGCCGCUGCGUGACUUUGCAUUCGAGAUCGAGUACAGCACGUUCAAGGACAAGAUUCUCAAGAUGUCGGACCUGACGGUACGGAGUUACAUCAAGCUAGCCUAUCGUAUGGGCAGGCAGCAGACCAAGAAGAAAGUCUCGGAUGCUUCUGAAGAUUUGCCCUGGGAUGGGGAAUAUGAUGACGAGGAUGGAGAUGCCGGCGGCAAUGACGACUACGGCGACGACGACGACGACGACGACGUUGAUGUUGACGAUCAAUACGGCUUGGCUUCCAGCGCAGAGGACGACUUGGUAGAGCAGCAUGGGAACGAGACGCUCACCGAACAGAAGAAGAAUAAAGGCAACGACAAGGACAAGAAGAAGAAAAAGAAGAAGCAGCAACAUAAAUACAACAAAGUCUGGCUGCACUUUCUCAAGCACGCCUUCGUCAGCACGGUCGAUGAGAAGGACCUCAAGAAGCUUGACCGAUAGCGUCGACACCAAGGACAAGAAUGGUUCCGGGGAGCCUGGGUGGCCAACAUGUGGCCAGUUCUGUUGCGGGCGUAUCUCGACUCGAUGAGGCUCGGAGGACGCGUUGUCUAGUUUCUUUCUAAUCUUUUUGUCGUUGCGCUUGCUCGCUUGGAGUUUGUGGAGUUUAGCGUGCACGCGGUAGUGCUGCAUGUGUGUUUUCUUCCUUUCGGGCUUUUGGGUGUAAACACGGUCGGCGGUAUACGCGUAUAAACAAACGGCUGGCAUCGGCAUGGCGGUCAUGGUUGGUUGGAUACAGGCAUGCGGUCAUGCCAUACAUUCUUUGCGCCUCCAGUUGGAUGUUGCGUAUUAUUGGGCGAGGCGGCAUCGAGUGUUGCUUGGCUUCUUGUGCUUUUGCUCAGACCUAGAAGGCAUCUAGAUUUUCUUUUAGAACAAGUUGGGUAUCACUAUUAAAGCUCGCUUGUUUGCUAGUCUUUCGUUCAAAACCACACCCCGGCUUUGGGCUUAUUCCAUGAUUUGAUCAAGACGCAUUCCCAAAGAAC